AUGGGUUCAGAAGAGAAAUCAGAACAGUUGAAAAUUUACCAUGAAAUUACCUUACCUCCACAAGAGAUAGUUGAUUUGUUUAAAGUUACGUUCGACAAUGAACUGUAUGGUGCAGAAGGGAUCGAUGAGUUGCAAUCGCAGAUUCAGAAAGUGAAAUCCGAUCUUUACAACAGAGACUAUAUAGCUGCCUUCGGCAACGAUGCUAAAAGAACGGCUUAUUGUUGCAGAUGGUCUCCAUCUCGUGCAACAGCCUAUGCUUCAUUAUUUGCCCAUUUACAAGAGUGUGCCCAAGUCAUAAGAUGCAAGGAAUCUGAUCAAAACGUGCUGUGUAUUGGAGGAGGAGCUGGAGGUGAAUUGGUCGCACUGGCAAGUUUAUUCACACCAACCAGAGAGUUUAUCACCAAGUAUUCCACUUCUAAACAGCCAACGACAACGAAAAAUUCGCUGAAUGUUCAUCUAGUAGACAUAAGCGAUUGGUCCGCUGUGGUCAACAGGUUACAAAGUACGAUUUCAGGCAAAUGGCUCUACGCAGAUGAAUCAAAAUAUUUCAAAGUUCAUUCCAGUAAUCGUGAUAUCCUCACCAUGAGCGAAGACGACUUGUCGCUCUCCAACCUAGAUCUUAUCACACUUUUAUUCACCACCAAUGAGCUUUUUUCAGAGAACAAGCAGCAAAGCAUAAGACUCCUACAAAAAUUCAACCAAUUCUGUAAAAAGGGAUGCCUCUUACUGAUAGCAGAGAGUGCAGGAAGUUAUUCUCAUAUAACGGUCGGUACCAAGAAGUUUCCGAUCCAAUUCUUGAUUGAUACCGUUUUAAUGGGUAAAAGAGGACAGGAUGAAUCUGGAGCCUGGCAAUUGGUUAACCAAAGCGAUAGCACUUGGUACAGAUGCGAUCCUAGGUUAGACUACCCUAUGAAGGUGGAAAACACUAGGAUAUUUUAUAGGCUUUAUAGAAAGAUCUGA
Torulaspora delbrueckii is the source of this 960-nucleotide messenger RNA. RefSeq names its product 25S rRNA (uracil2843-N3)-methyltransferase (gene BMT6). Bases 1 to 960 code for a protein of 319 amino acids. The transcript has a single exon. The record is from RefSeq and is a predicted model, not a curated record. NCBI's taxonomy places the organism in Eukaryota, Fungi, Ascomycota, Saccharomycetes, Saccharomycetales, Saccharomycetaceae.